Monodelphis domestica (gray short-tailed opossum) is the source of this 3457-nucleotide messenger RNA. RefSeq names its product calpain 6 (gene CAPN6). Gene Ontology annotation, cellular component: cytoplasm. Gene Ontology annotation, molecular function: calcium-dependent cysteine-type endopeptidase activity. The record is from RefSeq and is a predicted model, not a curated record. Gene Ontology annotation, biological process: proteolysis. Lineage: Eukaryota; Metazoa; Chordata; Mammalia; Didelphimorphia; Didelphidae.
UGGCUGCCUGCACUGGACAACGGUUGCUCCUAAAGCUGCUGAGCAGAGCUUCCCCCUGCACUCAGAGCUUGUACAGCCCAAAGAGUUGUCAAGUUCACAGCAGCAGCCUCUGCCUCAACUGGGAAAGUUUCUGUGGACUCUGCCAAGCACCCAGACCAGAGGCUUCAUAAAGCAGCUGGAAACCGGAAUCAUGCUUGCUGUGGUGAAGCCUUUUAAGGGUCAGAAGUACCAUGAGAUCAAGCAAGAGUGCCUCAAACAGCACCGGCUCUUCGAGGACCCAGAGUUCCUGGCUGGGAACGAGUCCCUCUUUUUCAGCCGCCGCCUGCCAGGCCCGGUGGAGUGGAAGCGUCCCAAGGACAUCUGCGCCAACCCACACCUGUUUGUGGGUGGGAUCAGCUCCCACGACUUGCAUCAAGGCAAGUUAGGGAAUUGUUGGUUCGUAGCGGCCUGUUCCUGUCUGGCUCUCCAAGAAAGUCUCUGGAAGAAGGUGAUCCCCGAGGCAAAGGAGCAGGACUGGGACUCCCGGAAGCCUGAGAAAUAUGCUGGAAUAUUCCACUUCCGUUUCUGGCAUUUUGGCGACUGGACCGACGUGGUGAUUGAUGACCGUCUGCCCACCAUUAAUGGAGAGCUGAUUUUCUGCCACUCCAAUGUGCCCAAUGAAUUCUGGAGUGCCCUGCUGGAGAAGGCCUAUGCAAAGCUGGCGGGCUGUUACGAGGCUCUAGAUGGUGGCAACACCGCGGACGCCAUCACGGACUUCACUGGGGCUGUGUCUGAAUCCAUCGACCUGAGGAAGGGCAACUAUGGCAAGCUUCUCCUGGAGCAGACCAAGCUCUUUGAGGAUCUGCUCAAGGCCCACAGCAGAGGGGGCCUCAUCAGCUGCUCUAUUACGGCUGAGCUUGCCAAUGAGCGUCUGGCCACCACGGAGCAGGGUCUGGUGAAGGGCCACGCCUACUCAGUGACUGCAGUGCGCAAGCUGCGCCUUGGAGAACAGCUCUUGGGCUUCUUCAAGGCUGAAAAGCUGUUCAUGAUCCGGAUGAGGAACCCAUGGGGCAGGCGGGAGUGGAACGGGCCCUGGAGUGACAGCUCUGAGGAGUGGCAGAGAGUGAGUGAGGAGGAGAAGAAGAACUUGGGGCUCAGUGUGACGGAUGACGGAGAGUUCUGGAUGGCCUUCGAUGACUGGUGCAACAACUUCACCGAUGUGGACAUCUGCCGGAAUCUGAACACUUCCAUCUUCAGCAUCCACAAGACCUGGGAGAAGGCCAUGGUUCGAGGAGCCUGGAUCCAUGAUGACGACCCCCUGAUCAAUCGUGCUGGAGGCUGCUUCAACAACCGUGCUACGUUCUUGCAGAACCCCCAGUAUGUCUUCAACAUCAAUAAAGAAGAGGACAAAGUGCUCAUCUCCCUGCAACAGCGUGAUCAGCGCCCUUACCGCAAGGAUGGCCGGGGAGACAACUUCAUCAUUGGCUUUGAGAUCUUCAAGGUGGAGUUGAACCGGGAGUACCGUCUCCAUCAGCUGCACACCCAGGAGAGGGUGGUGGGCUCCACCUACAUUGACUCGCGCACUGUGUUCCUGAGGACGGUGCUGAAGAGAGGCCGCUACAUCAUCAUCCCCACCCUGUUCCGGCCUGGGGACAUCAGUGAAUUCCUCCUCCGACUCUUUACCGACAUCCCCUCUGAGCUCAGGGAGCUCACUCUGGACAAGCCUGAGGCUGGGUGUGCAAGCUUCCUGUGUGGCUAUCCCCGGCGCAUCACCCAGCUAAGCGUUCACAGUCUGGAGGGGCUCAAUAGAGAGAACAGCGCGAGACGGGCCAGCCUGUAUCUCCUCAUUAAGUGCGGGAGGGAAAGAGUCUGCUGCCGCGUCCAGAAAGAAAGCUUCGGGGCCGUCUUUGACGCCCAGGCAAUUUUCUACCGCAAGAAUCCCAAGCAGCCCAUCCUGGUGCAGGUCUGGAACAGGAGCCUUCUGUGUGACCAAUUUGUGGGCCAGGUGACCCUGCCGGGAGAGCCAAGCGACUCGCGGGAGCUGAGGACCCUCCAGCUCCGGGAGAAGGGGGGGCCGGAUGCCCCACCUGCCAACGGGCACCUCAGCCUCAGGGUGGCAUCCACUGAUGACUUCAUGGAGCUCUGAAGGCCUGACCUGGGCCUCCCCUGGCAGAAUCCUCUGUUUUCUCUGUCCAGGGAUGUGGGGGAAGGGGAGGGGAAAGGAGGGGGGAGGGGGAGGGGGGAAACAGGGUGUGUGUGGGGGGGACUCUAGGCCAGCUUCUGCUGAGCUGGGUUGGAGAUGACGGACAAGCAGGAGCCCACCUGAGCCAAAUGUGUCCACGAGCCACCAAUCAUUUGAAAAGCCAAAAAUUCCAAGCAGCCCAACUUGCUCACUCCACUAGCCAGGCCUACCUGUCCUUGCUCUACAACCUAGUAUAGCUCCCAUUUGCUCACUCGCUUGGAAACAGCCCUGCAAAGUAGAGAGAAGAGGAAAGAAAGGAAGCUGGGAAAAGGGCAGCACCCUUGCCCAAGGUGCAGAGGAAGAGCAUGGGAAAUAAUAGGACAAACUGACAUUUCUCUAAUGCCCCCAAAGCCAGUGACCAUCAUCCCCAUCUCAUUGUGGUUGGCAGCAUUUUACCGGGGAGGAAACUGAGGCCCCAGGUUGGUCAUCCAGUAAAUGGAAGGCAGAGGCAGGACUGAAGGCCAGGCCUUCCUGGCUCCAGCUCAGGCCCUCCCUCUUCUAUGCCCCGCUAUCCCAUGGCCUAUGAGUUGAGUCCAGUUGGGUCUCACUGAUGUGGGAACCCUUUAGGAGACCUCUGGAGGUAGCCCCAGGAGGCAGGAAAGAGCUCACAGGUAGGAGUUGUGGAGGCCUGCCACAGCCACCUGCUUGCUGUGUGACAUCACUACUCUGGUGAUCACUGGCUAGUCCUUUGUUGGGAGGCCCACACUGGGCCUGGUGGGAGCCGGUGCCAGCUCCUCCCUCCUCAGGACCUCAGUUUCUCACCUGUGUACAAGAUGGAGAAGAUCUAGGCCCAGUGACCCCCAGUGUCCCUUGAGUGGGCAAACUGCUCAGAAGCCACCAGGGCACUGUCUAAAGUGGGGGGCACUUUCCAGAGGCUCUGCCAAAGGGCAGAUGGCUGUCUCAGCCAUGGAGCUGGCACUAACUGGGCCCCAAGCCACCACGAUGCUCUGCCACUUGAGUCACCUUUGUGGGGGGAGGUGGAGUUGCCCUGUAUUGGCAAAGUAGCUUUAAUCUCUUUGACUUGCAGGCCCCUGGGAGGGGACCCAUCCCCAGUGUCUCCCAUGGGUCCCACAUGGCACAUCAUGUGCCCCAGGCUCUGAGGCUUUGGCUCCCCAGGGGGUCCUGAUGGAAGGCGGCCCGGUUGGGCUGCCCCUUGCACUUGAUCCCAGGCAAUGCUUGCCUGUACUGUACCGUCCUGCUUUCAAUAAAAAUCUCUACAUUUAUUCAGUCAUUCAA